Messenger RNA from Acanthopagrus latus (yellowfin seabream), 4195 nucleotides. RefSeq names its product Rho GTPase activating protein 9 (gene arhgap9). Gene Ontology annotation, biological process: signal transduction; regulation of GTPase activity. The record is from RefSeq and is a predicted model, not a curated record. The transcript has 22 exons. Gene Ontology annotation, cellular component: cytoplasm. NCBI's taxonomy places the organism in Eukaryota, Metazoa, Chordata, Actinopteri, Spariformes, Sparidae. Bases 446 to 3142 code for a protein of 898 amino acids. Gene Ontology annotation, molecular function: phospholipid binding; protein binding.
CACUUAAAGCGCCAGGAGGAUGUAUGAUCAUGGGCUGCGCCGGGCAACUUAGUGCACACGUAUGACUGUUAAUUUGCAAAAGUGCACGGCGGAGUUCUUGCCUGUGCUUCCGUUACCUGAAUUAUGUGAAGUCAUUAGGCUUUUUUAUUCACGCCGCGAGAAAAGACGCAACUCCUGCUCGCUCCGCAGCUCACUCCAAAAACACAACAGAGCUGUCAUCAUCACGUCGCUGCAAGGUUAAUCGUCAGCGUUGCACGGAUGACCCUGUCUGCAGAGUGAGCUGGCGGUGACCUUGUUGACACAGAGACGCUCACACUUCAGGACCAUGAUCAUGGCACUGGCCUGGCUCCAGUCUCACCUGUCCUGUGCUAACCCAACCACUAUCACCAGUUUCAGCCAUCCGCAUGCUUCCAGUAAAGCUUGCUGAAGGACUGUGUCAAGAGCCAUGUUGUCGGGGACUUGGCGGCGCUCUGUGGGGCACAACCAACAGCCUGCUGCGACACCUGUGGUGGCCUCCAGGGGGAUGACGGUGUGUGGGGUCCCCAGUGGUACGGUGGUCCUCGAGGCCCAGUACGACUAUAACUACCGCGGGGCUGAUGGACGGCAGGUCUGCAUCAGGGAGGGCGAACGGUUUAUUCUCCUGAAGAAGACCAACAGCGACUGGUGGCAGGUACGGAGGAUCGGGGCGGCCAGCAAAACGAAGCCGCUGUAUGUCCCUGCCACGUAUGUGACAGAGGUGCCCAUCGCACCAGUGGCCUCGCCGCAGCGCCUGGUCAUGUCCGCCUCGCUGAACACCAACCUCAGGACGCUGCCGAGGGUGUCGCUCUCUCCCAGCCCAUCAGCGUCUAGCUAUCAUGAGCCGCGUCAAGUGAACAAACCCAUCUACCGCUCCAUGGAAAACCUCAACUCCAACAGUGCCUUCCACGGGCUGGACAACCACACCAACACAGGUGGAGGCCGCUUCCCCACCCUGCCCCUCUCCGGAUUUACCUUCACCCCAAACUCUUCCACCUCCUCGUCAAGCCACCUCAUGGUCCCCGGGUCCCCCGCCUCCUCCGUGACCCAAACUUUACCAAGGAACCCCAGGGUGGUUCCCAUGAUCACUCGGAGCCAGAGCUCCAGCAACCUGCCUGAAAACAUGGUGGAGAACCCGUACGACGAGGUGGGCGGGGGCUUCAGCAGCCGGGCCAACCACAAGAUGCCCAAGAAGUCUUGCAGCCAGUGGGACAUGGUGGGAGCUUCUGGCAAAAACAACCAUCUGCAGGUCCCAACCGAGUCCUAUCUGUCCCAACUCUCCUGGCAGGACUCCCCUCUUUACAAUGAAAUGGAGCCGGGGAAGCGUCUGUCACAGCCGGACCCACCGAGCCCGGCCCCGGAUCAGCAACCUGUUCAAGUCCUGGACCUGUGGGAGCAGUAUUUAGACCCGUCCACAGGGAGAAACUACUACGUCAACAGCAUUACCAGGGAGAGGUCCUGGAAACCCCCUCGUCGAGCCCGUGGACGCACCCCCACCAAGGGCCAUCCAGUACAACCUCAGACACAACCCAGGGAAACCAACCAUCUGUCACUACCAUUUCCUGAAGCUGGCAAUGGAACAAUGCAAAGGCUGUCACCUGAUUUCCUCUUUGGAAGCCACCAGAGAAAUACAGACGGUGGCUGGCAGAUGAAACAGAGCAUGCAGCGUGCCGCCUCCUCUGACACCCUGAGCACGAUGGGGUUCAGCAGUGCCGAUGCCCACUUCCAUAACUCCCAGCAUGACGUGAAGCAGCAGCUCAGCCACUCCCAAUCUAUGGUCCUGCCUGAGAACGGCAAGCUGGUGCAGCAGUGCAGAGAUUACUCCUGUAAUGUGACCAACAUCGUCGUGGAACCUCCGUCUCCUGCAAGCUCUCCGGACAGUGAGGGCUGCACACCGGAGUUAGAGAAAGCUGGCCUCUUGAACAAGACAAAGAUUGCAGAAGGAGGCCGGAAACUGAGGAAGAAUUGGAGCCCGUCCUGGGUGGUGUUGGUUGGGAACAGUUUGGUUUUCUUCAAAGAUCCCAAAUCACAGACACCUUCCAGCUGGAAACCAGGAAACAGUCGCCCUGAGAGCAGUGUGGACUUGAGAGGAGCACAGAUCCACUGGGCCAACGAGCUGUCCAGCAAGAAGAACGUGUUCAAGCUGAGGACAGUGACGGGAAACGAGUUCCUGCUGCAGUCGGAGACGGACUCGCUGAUCAAAGAGUGGUACAAGACCAUCCAGAACGUCAUCGACAGACUGGACCGCGAGAACCCAUUAGACAACGUCCUCCUGUACUCUCUGAGGCGAGCGGGCAGCGUGGAGAUGUUGGACCACAGCGGAGACGAGGACGACAGGAGAACGUCUCUCCCCCGCUCAUCGUCCAACCUGGAGAACACGGAGAGGAAGCGAGUGAAGACCCGGCUGAAGAAGCUGAUCCUGAAGAGACCUCCUCUGCAGGCACUGCAGGAGAAAGGCCUCAUCAAAGAUCAGGUGUUUGGUUGCAGCCUGGAGAUGCUCUGCGAGAGAGAGCGGAGCACCGUCCCUCGCUUCGUCAGGCUUUGUACUGAGGCCGUGGAGAAGAGAGGACUGGACACUGACGGCAUAUAUAGAGUAUCCGGGAACCUGGCAGUGAUUCAGAAACUACGCUUCCUUGUGAACCACGAGCGAGCGGUGACCACUGACGGCCGUUACAUGUUCCCAGCGGAGUUGGUACAAGAGGAGAAGCUGAAUCUGGACGAGUCUGAAUGGGAGGACAUUCAUGUCAUCACGGGAGCUUUGAAACUUUUCUUCCGCGAGCUCCCCGAGCCGCUGGUGCCCUUCGGCUUCUUCACCGACAUCGUGGAGACAGUCAAGAUGUCGGACUACAUGGACAAAGUGGAUCGUCUGAAGUGUCUGGUGCUCAACAUGCCUCCUCCCAACCACGACACGCUGCAGUUCAUGUGUCGCCAUCUCAGACGAGUUCUGGAGCGCUCAGACUACAACCGAAUGACCACCCAGAACAUCGGCAUCGUGUUCGGGCCAACCCUGAUGCGCCCGGAGCGGGACAAUGGCAACAUGGCGGUGAAUAUGGUCUACCAGAACCAGGCGGUAGAGCUCAUCCUCAGCGAGUUUGACCACAUCUUUGGAAUGAGAGGCCCCUCUUGAUCUUUACGGACAGACGAUGGGGGCGGGGGGGGUUUCAAAAAGCUCCUACAGACGAAAGCACAAGUAGUGCAGCGUCAACUCAUGUGGUGUAAAAAAUGGAUUUCACAUCAAAAGAUAAUUACGGGGUAAAAAAGAACCGGGACAGAGAGCUGCUAAUCAUGACAUCUGCCCUCCGUAUAAAAGCCAUGUUAAAACAAUAAUAGUAAAACAAACCAAUUUUAGCUGCGAUACUUGUGUCUGUAAGUGCAGAUGUGGAACCGAGCCCGGGGAACGGACGCCUCUGUGUCACUUCUCCUUGAUGUUUCAGACUUGACCAGGAUGAAUAAAAAGCCAUAAAAGUGAUGAAGCUCCUCCAGCCGGUUCAGCUGGCUGAGUUUGAAUCAGUUAUUUAUCAAGGAAGGAUGUGUCUUAACGUAGCACUGAAACGAAACUUAGCAGAACCAUCUCACUGUGAAAACAAAAAAACACACAUGCACCACCAGCACCUCUUGCAGCAAAGGACGGACAGAUCCCACCUGCAGUGUGGAUAUAUACUGUAAAAAAAAUAUGCAAACAAAGCAGGAAGCGAGCCGGGCAUGUACAUGUGCCCGCAUCUCCGCUGAAGAUAUACAGUGUUUAGAAGACAAGUUUUUAGAUUCAUGUCAGAGUUCAGAGGCUAGCAUGAUUUCAGUGAUGGCGCUGAAUGUGCCAAGAGGGCAGAAAACGUUCCUUUGUACCAAAUAGUAGUGUACUUUUUUUAGUACCUCUUAGUGAGUGGGCCCUCAAAGCUUCCCUUAUUGUACAAAAUUGGAUCUAUCUUCUAUUUUUAUUAGCGCAAACUCCUCAGAUUAAGUUAAAAAAUUUAAAAAAAAAACAAAAAAAAAAAACAUGACAUUGUAAAUAUGUGAUAUACCGUCUUUGUCAACCAGUAGCACUUUGCAUACAGUGUGUAACCUAAAACAUGAUAUAUAUUAGCCAAACUCAAACUGCUUUGAAAUUACCAUUGUGUUGUCAAGAUGUUGCCUGGACCUGAUAACUCUCCUGCGUUGAAUAAUAAAAAAAAAAAAGAAGUGA